GCUGUGCUGGACGUUCUGAAGAAGAAGUGCUCCCUGCUUUACAACGAGGGCGAGAAGACGACGUUGAAGAAAUACCAGCAGGCAGUCAAGUCUGGCGUGGUGGACCUGCAGUUCUUCGCGACGAAGGCGCUCUUGUUCACGUACACGUGUGUCCAGUUGGGCUACAGCAUUCUUCCGAAGGCAGUUGCCAGGACCGCGGCCAAGAAAGCUCCAGCUGGUGCGGCAGCUAGUAGCGGUGCAAUCGCGCCCGUGCAACUGGAGGGUGAGGCCACCAUGGCUCAGGCCACGCUGUGCAUGGACAAGGCGAGCUUCUCGGCUGAGAACCAGUUGCACCUUGCUUCGAGGAUGUACUCCGACAUGGGGAAUUUCUACACACAGACGAUGAUAUGCAGGACGCUUGGGCCACUUUAG
This is a messenger RNA of Prorocentrum cordatum, 411 nucleotides long. NCBI's taxonomy places the organism in Eukaryota, Dinophyceae, Prorocentrales, Prorocentraceae. The record is from the annotation of a GenBank genome assembly.